AUGCAGAAGGACAUGCUUCCUCAACACAAACACUCCUUCAGCCACUACCCACAUCACCACCUCCAAAACUCACAACCCCAAGGAGGGUGGUGCUACCGCCGCGGGUUCCGCAACCGCACCCUCGUCCUCCUCUUCGCCAUCAUCUUCCUCUCCUUCCGGAUACUCCACACCUCCUUCGAAUUCCGCCUCUCCUCUUCCUCUUCCUCAACGGACGACCUCGAAGAUAUCGAUUUCGAUUUUGAAAACAUCAUCCGCGUUCCUUCACAACCAUCCCUCACCCUCAACCCUGGACCCGUCGAACCAGCAUUCUCACUCCUCGACCCUAAUACCAAAUACCUUUCCUACAUGCCCUUUGCGGGGAUCACCAACCAGUUCAUUGCCCUCCAGGGCGCAGCAUUCGCGGCCCGUCGAUUGAACAGGACGUUGAUUAUCCCACCCAUUGUCUCCAACACGCAUGAUCGAGAGAACACUCACCAGCCCUGGUCACAGUUCUUUGACCUCCCCCGGUUCACAGAACUCACAGGCGUCCCCGUCCUCGAAUGGUCUGACAUCCGACCACUCGACCCGCUGCAGUACCAACUCGGUGUCGACCACGCCUCCCGGUACGGUAAGGGUCCCCGUGCCCAGGAGUGGUCCGAGUUGGCGCAGAACAUUACUUGCCAAAUUGUCUAUGGCUACGGAGCGCCCGAUCUCGAUAUCAACAUCUCUGCGAAAUAUUUUAUGUGGCAUUUCCUCAUGCGCCCCAACUUUGUCCGUCCUCCACCCAAGAAGCCCGAGACUCCCCAAUAUAACCGGACCAAGAUCGCGAGGGAUAAUGUCCAUGAGGACGAUUUGGUGGUGAUGGAGGAUUUGUUGGCGAGAUAUAGGGAUUAUGAGGAUCCUAGACCAGAGCAGAAUGGCGGGCAGGUGGCGGUGUUGUUUAUGGCGGAUAUGUUUAAUAUCAAGGACCCGUUUCAUGAUGAUCGGUUCUGGUUGGAGGCUGGGAGGUUUUUUCAUUUCUUGCCCGAAGUGAUUGAGUAUGCGAAGGUGUUGGUUCAUGAGGAGACCAAUGCAGAUGUUAUCCAUAAUGCACUCGAUGGUAUUAUCCAGCAAGCCACCAGUGUCGAUGUCUCUUUCUCUUCCGCCGAAGGUGAAGAACAACAAGAGCUCGACGCGGUCAAAGAAGAAUAUACCCCUUCCACACCCCAAGAACUCACUGAAACCCCUUCCGUCACACUUCACACCAACCAUAACCCGUACAUCGCCAUCCACCUGCGCCGCGGCGACAUCUGGAAGAAAUGCUCCUCCGUCAACCGAGCUGUCUGCAUCAUCCCCUUCGACCUCUACGAAGAAGCCGUCUCCCGCGCCCGCCAAUCCGCCUUCACCUCCGGUCGCGUCUCCCCCUACCAAACCCUCCCCGUCAUCGUCACAACCGAUUCAGAAUCCGAGGAAGAUUUCGCAAAGAUCAAGGACCUAGGCUGGCACCGGUUGGACCAUUCAGGGUAUGGCACGAUUGAGCGGUGGGGGUUCUUUGGACCUGCAAUGAUAGAUGCCGUGAUUUUGGCGCAUUCCGAGGUGUUUGUGGGGAGUGCAAAGUCGACGAUGACCCGGGUUGCCGCCUUGAGGCAACAGGCUUGGUGGGGUCGGACGGCGCUGUAUCCCCAAACUGAGGCGGAGACUGUCCGUCGGUCUCAUGUCCAGAAGGGUAGAGUUUGA
Molecule: messenger RNA, 1695 nt
Organism: Linnemannia hyalina
Lineage: Eukaryota; Fungi; Mortierellomycota; Mortierellomycetes; Mortierellales; Mortierellaceae
Source: the annotation of a GenBank genome assembly